AUGCAGUUCACUGCCAUCAUGCAUUGUCUGAUGAGAAAUAUUGUACCGAACCGCAAGAGGAAGGGUGUAGACGGAGGCAUGCACGGCAUGCAGCUCAGGAAUCUCACUAGUCCGCUUUUAUACAGCAAGAGCUUUCCUGUGGUCGAUGGUGUGCAAUUUGCAGGAGGAAGCGCUUCAGACGUGCCUGACAACCCCAUCUUCACAGCUCUUUCACCGGACUUUGAUGCAUUUGCAGCGGCGGUGUCUUCUCGUGGAAUUCGUAUUGCGGUGGUGACUUUUGGAGACCCAAAGGCAAUCGCUUCGAGGCCAGGUCGUAUAGCAGGCGAGCAGCUCGUGCGGCGGGUACUUGGAGAGAGCACUGCCUCGUUUGAUGUCGACGCUGUGUUCGCUUUCUAUCCUUCGCUUUACAAACUGCCUGCUGAUUACGAGCCCCUGGGUUUAGACAGGCCUAUGCCUUACAACAAAUCCUUCCACAUUGGCAAGCUUCUAGAGCGGUUUGGUGUUUCCAAGGAGGAAGUAUUGCUAAUUGACGACGAUCUGAGCAACUGCGUGGCCUUCGCAGCUGAUGGGGGCGUUUCGAUGCGGGUGGGUGGCGACCAAGGGUUCGAUUUUGCCACUUUGGAAGUCAUAUAA
This is a messenger RNA of Eimeria maxima, 633 nucleotides long. RefSeq names its product p36 protein, putative. The record is from RefSeq and is a predicted model, not a curated record. Lineage: Eukaryota; Apicomplexa; Conoidasida; Eucoccidiorida; Eimeriidae. The transcript is spliced from 4 exons. Bases 1 to 633 code for a protein of 210 amino acids.